Molecule: messenger RNA, 4988 nt
Organism: Rhincodon typus (whale shark)
Lineage: Eukaryota; Metazoa; Chordata; Chondrichthyes; Orectolobiformes; Rhincodontidae
Gene: pof1b
Product: POF1B actin binding protein
Exons: 16
Coding region: 249-1988 (579 amino acids)
Biological process (GO): epithelial cell morphogenesis; bicellular tight junction assembly; actin filament organization
Cellular component (GO): bicellular tight junction; actin filament; adherens junction
Molecular function (GO): actin filament binding
Source: RefSeq, a predicted model, not a curated record
GAGUUGCAAGUUAAACACUCUGCGCCCUUUUGCUUCUAGUUCCGAGACAACAAGGUGCAGGGCUGGAUGAACACAGCAGGCCAAGCAGCAUCAUAGGAGCAGAGAGGCUGACGUCUAGUUCCUGCUUGUUUACUCGGCGUGUUUCGAGCUCGCCUCCAACCGGGCGAGUCUCUGGGUAGGAGCUGUUGCCGUCCCUCUCCCACAGGCUGGCCGGUGCACCGUAUAGUCCAGGCUCCACUCUAUCCAACAUGUCAUCGGUAUUCCGGCCAGGAAGUACGUCCACCGCCUCGGGGAGCUCUUAUUACGAGAGUAUCCGAAGAUCUGGCUCUCCAAACUCGGUAUUCGCUGUCAACGACCAGAAAUCGUACCUUACCGUUGGCAGUCCCACCAGCGUUGGCACGGUGUACCGGCUUGGAAACAACCCGCAGAGCACCACCCUGAUUCUUGGACAGGAUGCUCAGCAACAAUAUCAGAAGGCAAAUGAUGUCAAUUAUGAACAGACCAUUGUGAGGCAAGGUGGGCUGUCAAACCCCUCGGAGAUACAGAACAGACAGCAUCAAUAUGUACUCGCUCAAAGCAUGAAAGGACUAAAUAUUCCCAAAGAUUCAGAAGUUGUAGUGCAUAAAACCUACGUGACAUGUGAACCAAACACUCCUGCGCAGGCAUACAACAUCACGAAAGAUCUUCAAUGGUAUCAGCCCACAGGAAACUCUCAAAUUAAUUGGAAUAUCCAGUAUAAUCAAGACUCCACUGUUCAACCACAACCUGUCCAGGUUUUAAGUUCUCCAAGUGAAUACACAGGCUUUCGGAGCACACUAAGCUCUGUCAAUUCACAAGAAUAUGAAGAAACCCAUUUGAGAAGCUCUGCAGGCUCAGAAUCUCAGAGUCCUGUGCCAGCCAGGGUACGGAGUCCUCAAGUAGCCAGAAUGCGAAGCCCUCAAGCAGCCCAGAUCAAAAGUGCCAUGGAUUAUGAGAGUGGUAACACUGAGAAGUUGGAUCCUCGAUAUUUUGGUGAACUGCUGGCUGAGCUGACAUGCAAGACCACUGACCUCCAUAACAUCCUCUUAGGAAACAUGCAAAAGAUCAAGGGAAAGCAAUUCAGUUUGGAAGUGAAUACUGACCACAAUGACGCCAAUGAAAAUAUUGAAGCUUUGAUACCAAAAGGACUAUCUGAAUUGACAAAACAACACUUACGCUAUCUCUUGCAGUCAAGAAUUACUGUGGACAAGUCCCUAAGACUACUGUUGGCCACAUUUAACAGCCUCCGUGAAGACCUGCUCCAUUUGCAAGAUGACCUAAAUAGACUUGCAACAGACAAGGAAAUGCUGGAAAGAGAUCUGGGUUUUAAAUCUCAACAGGUGACAGAAUAUUUACAGCUCUUGGAAUCUGUACGAGAGAAUAACAGACAGCUGCAGAACACCAUUAAAGAGAAUGGAUCAACUAACCGUUCACUUGAGGAGUUGAUCUUAACUCUGAGGAACUCAGAGGCAGACAAGGAGUUCCGUGUGAAAGAGUUGGAAUAUCGCAAGCGUGCACUGGAGCAAGAAAACGAGGCACUCCGACAACAGCUGUCCAAGAGCCCAUCAAGCAAAUCAUCCACUUCCAUAUUUAGCACAGAAAUAUCUAAUAACUACUAUGAAAUGGUCAACAAACUGCGUGAAGAAAAGGACAAGGAAAUUGAUUAUUUGAGGGCACAAAUCAGCAGCAUGAAACGUGAAAUAAUUUCAGGACAAGAUAGCACCUUGAAAAGUAAAUUGGCAGAAUACAAUAAUAGCCUAAGUGAGAAGGAUGCCAUCAUUAGACAAAAGAAUGAGGAAAUCAUGAGACUGAAAUCUUUGUCACGUGAGACAGGCAAGAAUGUGACACACACCAUCAUUACAAAGCGGUAUCUUGAUUAUCCAAUACUGGGCCUUUUGAAAGAUCCUAAACUUAGUUCACCUGGUAGAGAAUUGCAGACUGUUUUCAUUGAAAAGGGCCGGAAACUGUAAAGCAGGAAUUCAUUUCAUGAAAUUGAAGAGCAGUGUUUACCAUUUUGAAAGAGAAGUUACUCAACAUGUUUUCUAUUCUAUGAUGGCCUCUUUUACCUUGUGAUUAAAAGUUUUUAAAAUCAUCAAAUAAUGCUGACUGUAUUUUUAUGGGUCUAUUAAGUUAACUGUUUACUUCUACUGCUGUUAAAAAUAUUGGAAGCUUUGGGUGUGAGGGUGUAGCUUUUUAGCUCGCAAGCAAAAAAGAUUUCAUAGUAGAGUUAAAUAUGAAUUUGGUGUGUGGUGUAAAGACUUAAGAAUGUAAACGCUAAUAAGAAACAGUGCAGUCGGGUAUGAAUGUUAUCUGAAAUGUGAGCUGCUACCACAUGCAAUCAUAAUUAUGGUUAGUUAACUAAUGCAAAAGAAAUUCAAAAUUUUGCUGUUUUUUAAACAGAUCCCAUUUUUACAUUGCGCAAUUGGUUUUGUUCAUUGUGCAAAUAAUUGAAUACUGUAAUUGAGAAUUAAUUUGUUUUUAUUAGCAUUUUUAUCUAACAACAGUUUUCUAUACAAGCAAGCUGAAACAACCUAACUACUGUUACAAUGAAAAGACAACAUAUAGAUGGUGACAAAACUGAGCAGAGUUUUAUCAUCAUAUCAUAUCAUAGAAUCCCUACUGUGUGGAAACAGGCUCUUCGGCCCAACAAGUCCACACCGACCCUCAGAGCAUCCCACCCAGACCCAUCCCCCUAUAACCCACCUAAUCUACACCUCCCUGAACACUAUGGGCAAUUUAGCAUGGCCAAUCCACCUAACCUGCACAUCUUUGGACUGUGGGAGGAAACCCACGCAGACACAGACAGUUGCCCGAGGCUGGAAUUGAACCCAGGUCCCUGGUGCUGUGAGGCAGCAGUGCUAACCACUGUGCCACCGUGCCGCCCUUCUUCAGUUUCUGAAUGGUAGCAAUCUUUGUCAGUUACAUUUGUUUUAAGUGUAUGGGAGGUGUUUUCAACCAAGAUAUGGACAAGUCAAAAAGUUAGAUUGGACAACAUAGAUUUGGAAGUAGUAGAUACAGAACAGCAUUGCUUUACAUUUGUGAUUACUCCUUUUUAGUGGAAUUCAGAACAAUGGUAUACAAGUUUGCCAGAGAAUGGAAGUAUUGGCAAUGACUGAUCAAGUAUAGAAUCAUAGAAUUCCCACAGUGUGGAAACAGACCAUUCGACCAACCCUGCAUUUUCCCAUGGCUACUGCACCUAACCUACACAUCCCUGAACACUAUGGGUAAUUUAGCAUGGCCAAUCCACCUAACUUGCACAUCUUUGGACUAUAGGAGGAAACCCACAGAGACAUGGGGAGAACGUGCAAACUCCACACUGUAACCCGAGGCUGGAAUCAAACCCACAUCCCUGGCACUGUGAUGAUGUGGUUGUGCCGGUGUUGGACUGGGGUGGACAAAGUCAGAAAUCACACGACACCAGGUUAUAGUCUAACAGGUUUGUUUGAAAACACAAGCUUUCGGAGCUUCAGUCCUUCUUCAGGUGUUAAUGAGAGAGGUAGUAUCAGGCAGAGAUUUAGAAUUAAAAGAUCAAGGUUCAUACCAUUGAUGAGAAUAUACAAAACAAACCUCUUCUUUACACUGAUAAAACCUCUUGGUCUCUCAGGACCAUGACUUGAAAGGAAUUUGGGGAUUUACAUAUACAUAUUAAUCAAUUAAAACCUUCUAACUGAUUAAAGAUUUAACAGCAUCUUAGGUUUGUUUAGUACCUCCUGAUCAAUGGUAUGACCCUUUGAUCUUUACUUAUAAAUUCUGUGUCUGACACUACCUCUCUCGCUAACACCUGAAGGAGGGUGAGCGAGGGUCCGAAAGCUUGUGUUUUCGGAUAAGAUAACACAGUGUGGAGCUGGAGAAACACAGCAGGCCAGGCAGCAUCAGAGGAGCAGGAAAGCUGAUGUGUCGGGUCGGAACCCUUUCUGAAGAAGGGUCUCGACCCGAAACAUCUGUUUUCCUGCUCCUCUGAUGCUGCCUGGCCUGCUGUGUUCCUCCAGCUCCACGCUGUGUAAUCUCAGACUUCGGCAUUGGCAGUUCUUACUAUCUCUGUUUUCAAAUAAAUCUAUUGGACUAUAAUCUGAUUUGGCUUUGUGAGGCUGCAACGCUAACCACUGAGCCACCGUUCUGUACUUUAUAAAAAUUGGAGGAGCUUCUGUUCUGAAGAUGUUUUGAUUGCUCAAAACAGUUGAGAAGUGUGGUGUUUUUGAUUAAGAAUUCUUGUUAUGAGGAUUGUUGUAUGUGACUAAGGCUAGUGAUCUCAGAAUUAGACUUUAAAAAUUGUAUAGAAAUUCUUGGUGACCCAAAGAAAGGGCAUUCAAGAGGAUUAAAUUCUAUUUAUAUUUAAGCAACCAAUUUUAUGCCAGUCGAGGACUGAACAAUGCUUUUUGAAAAUUCAUAUAUCUUAAUAUACAAAAACCAGGAUGAUUUCAGAUUAACAGAUCAGUAAUUUGUCAAAUCGCCUUGGUUCUUUAUUUGUAAACAGUGAAACCAAUAUGAUUCAAAUGUUAUGUUCAGUUUUAUUCUUAGUUCAUGAAGUGUAAAGUGGACUUUUUUGUCCUUUCAUUGCUGAAGUUAUUUUCUGCAUGCAGUCUACUCUUAAUUAUAGAUUUAUUUUUAGUGCAAAACAACUUUGAAACAUUAGACUGUUACUUUACCAUCAAUGGGGAUGAAAUGUGUAUGAGUUCCAACUCCAAGAUGACACCCGGACUGAAUAUCUGAGCAACAUACAACACAGGUCCAUUAGCAAACUGUAUAAAUAUAGCUCAUUUUCCAUUUUAGAACGCUGUACAAUUUAUUAAGAGAGAAGUAAAAUACUAUAUUUCGUGUUGAUACAAAUAAAUGAAUUUCUAUGUUGUUGGGAAAUCUUCCUAUUGUGUGCUUGGAGGCUUUUCUGAACUGCCUGACCAAGUAACUAAAACUACAGUAGGAAGCUAAAUGUAUUUGUGGAAUCCCAUUAAUAAAGAAAACGUUAGACUGCC